Messenger RNA from Dermacentor andersoni, 4359 nucleotides. Its product is annotated as SRSF protein kinase 3-like. The record is from RefSeq and is a predicted model, not a curated record. Gene Ontology annotation, molecular function: ATP binding; protein serine/threonine kinase activity. Lineage: Eukaryota; Metazoa; Arthropoda; Arachnida; Ixodida; Ixodidae. Gene Ontology annotation, biological process: spliceosomal complex assembly; regulation of mRNA processing; peptidyl-serine phosphorylation. Gene Ontology annotation, cellular component: cytoplasm; nucleus.
CGUACUCUCAACAGCCGUAGCAAUGUGAGAAUCAAAGGCCAUCCUUGACUUGAAUGUGGGUUGUGUGUGCCCCCGCUGCAAGAUGAAUGCCGAUGUGAACCGAAAAGUUAUGGCCAUCCAGGCGAAAAAGAAGCGUUCAAAAGGUCCCAAGUCCAAGCUCAAGGGUCGCUCCGAUGCAUCUGACAAGAAGCGGAAUGAGUCUCAGUACGACUAUGCGGGUGAGGAUGAGGAGGAAGAGGAGGAGAUCCUGGGCUCUGACGAUGACGAACAAGAAGAUCCUAGGGACUAUUGCAAAGGGGGCUACCACCCGGUGAAGAUAGGAGACCUCUUUCACAGUCGGUACCACGUAGUCCGGAAGCUGGGCUGGGGCCACUUUUCCACCGUCUGGCUUUGCUGGGACCUCGUGGGCAAGCGGUUUGUGGCCCUCAAAGUUGUGAAGAGUGCCUCGCAUUACACAGACACUGCCCUAGACGAGAUCAAGCUUCUCAAGGCGGUUCGAGAUAGCGAUACAGACGACACAUGCCGAGAGCGGGUGGUGCAGCUUCUCGACGACUUCAAGAUCUCUGGAGUCAACGGGACCCAUAUGUGCAUGGUUUUCGAAGUACUGGGACACAAUUUACUCAAAUUGAUCAUUCGAUCAAAUUACCAGGGCAUUCCACUACCCAAUGUGCGAGCCAUCAUCAGACAGGUGCUAGAAGGUCUGGAGUACUUGCACACCAAGUGCCAGAUCAUCCACACGGAUAUCAAGCCUGAGAACAUCCUGAUAGCUGUGGACGACGCCUACGUCCGCAAGCUUGCCUAUGAGGCCACCCAGUGGCAGAAGAUGGGGCUACGCCUUCCUGGUUCAUUGGUGAGCACGGCCCCCAAGGAGCUCCGCACGGUACCGACUCUGCCGUCUGAGGGUGCCGCUGGCGGAGCUGGAGCGGCUGGUGCAGGCGGAGGGUCCGCCUCCAAGAUGUCGCGCAACAAGAAGAAGAAACUGCGCAAGAAGGCCAAGCGUCAGCAGGAACUGCUUGAGCGGCAGAUGCAGCAGCUGGAGGAGCUCGACAUGGAGGAGGACGAGGAGGAAGGGGGCCACGGUGAACAGGAAGGCAGCGGAUCCCUCAACGGAGGGGGCCCGACCCUGGGCAGCCCUCCUGACAUGCCGCCGCAAGAGGGUGCACUGCUUGGAGACGGCAUGGACUGGACCCGAAGCGUGGAAGGCGGGGACCCCUCGUGGGCCGGAGGCGAUGUCUGCAAUGGUCACCGGGGAGACGGAGCCGCGCGGACAACCAUGGGCCGCCUUGAACGGUCGGAAAGCACCCUGGCACCCCCCACACCAACUGCGCAACUGCGGAGGGUGGCCUCCUGCCCUGAAAACCAAAAACCUCCAGAGAAGAUGGCCGAUCCUGUGCAUGAAGUUUGUAAUAUAUCUGUAAAAAUAGCUGACCUUGGAAAUGCCUGCUGGGUGCAUCACCACUUCACGGAGGACAUACAGACGAGGCAGUACCGAUGCCUCGAGGUCCUCUUGGGAGCCGGCUACGGCACACCUGCCGACAUCUGGAGCACAGCCUGCAUGGCAUUUGAGCUGGCCACGGGCGACUACCUUUUUGAGCCGCACUCUGGGGAGGACUAUAGUCGAGACGAAGACCACCUGGCCCACAUCAUUGAACUCCUCGGAGAGAUCCCCAGGCACAUUGCCUUUUCGGGCCGAUACUCCAGGGAGUUCUUCAACAAGCGAGGGGAACUGAGGCACAUCAGCAACCUGAAGCCAUGGGGCCUCUACGAGGUGCUAACGGAGAAGUACGACUGGAGCCCCUCGGACGCACAGGCAUUCGCCGACUUCCUGCUACCCAUGCUGGCUUAUGACCCGGCCAUGCGGGCCAAGGCCUCCGACUGCCUGCGGCAUCCCUGGCUUGCCGCGCAGACGCCGCCCAGUGACGGCACCGGGAACAACAGCACUUCUGCCCACCGAGACGAGCCCGUCGUCUCGUCCGUGGCGCGUCCCCCUCCCUCCUCGCCGAACCAGCGUCGGCCUCCGUCGUCAUCGUCGUCGUCCUCGUCGUCAUCCUGAGAAGGCCGCCCCUGCUCGUUGUCUGUGUGUUGUGGUGUGUUCCAACAGAGGAGGACCUGCUGCAUUCUGAGGGUGAAGUGCGGCUGACAGCAGCAGCAGGGGGUCGUAUCAACUCCUCAACUUGCACACGCUGCAGCGUUUUCUGGGGGAGUGGUUGGGAGGGGGGGGGGGAGGGGGGGCAGGUGCCUUCUUGGUGCGCUUCUUUGGCAAGAGGUGGCUAUAAGGCGCGCCAGUUGGCUGCCAGUGCUGCUGCAUAUCUGGAGCCCCUAUGUUUAGAAAGACUGGGCUGCUACUUCUCGGCUCGCUCGUUCUGCUUGACCCUGCUGCGUGUCAGGUGGCCUGUAUAUGGAUCUUGUCAAUUGUCCGGCUCCUUAUCCCUCUAUGUUCACUCCCAAACCUAGCUGCAACAGUGAGAGAGGACUUGGUUCUUGUUAAAGCAAGGCACAGUUGCGAUAGUAUUGCUGUCCCUUGUUUCCCCGCAUAUCCUGGCAUUGGUUAGCUGUGUGCAAGUUUGGGGAAGUUUGCAGAAAAUGUAAUGUGGCCUGUGCAGCAGCAGCAGCAUUUUUUUUUCUUUGCAGGUUUGACCGCUGAAUUGGUGACAAAUUGGCCUUCGUCGCCAACAUUCUGAUCAGAUAUGUUUUGCAAGUAGUCGACUGCAUCAUUGCAAUGCCUCAAGAAUGGACCUUUCUCCGGCAUGGCUACGACUAUGUUUCGGCUUAAAUUGCAGCGGGGGCACGCAUUUUCCUUUUUCUGUAUGUCACAAAAAUUUAUGAAGCACUGUCUGCGAGUGAAAUUCACCAGCUUCAUGUAAUUAAAUGCCUGACAGUAGCUCGCGCAGUGUGCUUGUGUAAUUAUUUCCGGUUGUACGACCACUUCCACGAGCUUUCGCGUGACUUGGGCACUGAAUGUGUGUCUACGGGCAACCAUGUUCCAGGCACUGUGUCAGGCAGGGUAUCUUUGCACAUUGCUAGGAAUGCUGUUGCCCGUUGAUGCCGACAUAUCCGGUACAGAGUCAUGUGAAAUCCUGCAAAAUAGAUUGUACCCUUUGGAGGGAUCGCUUGAGAAUGCUGCCCUUCUUGCUAAUUAAAAGGUAUGCUGUAUUUGGAAACCUUGUGGGCCGGGUGUUUCAUAUGUGUGAAUUCCAAGGUGUCAGUUCUUGACAUUGCGCAGAACACCAAUUUGAUUGUAGUCGGAUGACUGGAGCAUGUUUGAAAGUACUGGCUUUAGGGAUACUUGCACACAUCGUCGUUCACUUCAGCUGUGGUUGGAAUGGCUGCUUGCAUGAGCAGGAAACUGCUUAGUGUUUCAUCCUGGAGCAAGUGGAGUGCUACCAUUGACAUGAGAAAAGCUUUGCCUAUUGUAAAGAAAUAAACCUUAAUUAGAGCUUCCUCAGAAAGCACUUUGCGGAAUUCUCGCCAAAAUAUUCUCGAGGCUAGAUAUUUUGGGGAACUUGCUUGUGGUUUUUAUGGAUCACACUGCUGUUGACAUAAGGAUGGAAUUCGCUUCAUUGCACGUAGUUACACCGCUGUGUUUUGAGUAACGAGAUCUGCUAAUUGAUAUCAGAAUUGUACUCCCAAAUAUUUGCUUGCAUUUAUUUUUGGAUUGCUUGUCAUCUGCUAGCCUGGUCCAGAAAAACUGCGGAUGGCUACAGAAACUUGUACCUAGCAUUAGUUAAAGCUGCCCACUGAGCCCGACAGGGCUCGACGUAGGCCAAUGUGGGCCCACGGUCGGGCUACGUUGCUGGAUUCUGUUUAAAAUUAAUUGCGCACCACCAUACCUCCUAGAAUGUUCACAUUGCGACUGCUAUUGCGCAACCAAUUCCUGUAGGUUUGCCCCCCAUGAGACAGCUUGUGGAUAAGUCUUUGCAGAAGCAAGGUUUUGCAUCUGGCUGGAGCUUGUUAAGGUCUUGUAUUUUUGGGUGAAGUGUCUUGGGGGCAGCCCCGAGUGCGUUUCAGCCUGGCCUAGUUAGCAGCUGUGGACUGGACACUUGAACCUAGUUGGCACCUCGGUAGUUUGAAAUGUUUCUUUUCGUAGUUCGCAUGCAGUGUGUACCUAUUUGGUGCGUCUGUGCACUCUACGUGAAAUGAACUGCAUUAUUCACGAGGGCCCAGUGUGCAUUUUUAUUCCCAAGAGGCGUUCUUGCUUUUGACGCAUGUAUCGAGGUGUGUAUGCUGUAUGGUUGCGUAAGAAAAAAAAUUGAUGAAUGAAGUUCAGGGGUUGCACUUCUCCUUUUCUUUUUUUUCUUUUUUUUUUCUUUCUUUCAAAAGUGCUUUUUAAGUUAUGCUAAUAAAACUCGCCAAAGAGUA